This is a messenger RNA of Penicillium nucicola, 1098 nucleotides long. RefSeq lists its product as uncharacterized. Gene Ontology annotation, biological process: canonical NF-kappaB signal transduction. The transcript has a single exon. Lineage: Eukaryota; Fungi; Ascomycota; Eurotiomycetes; Eurotiales; Aspergillaceae. The record is from RefSeq and is a predicted model, not a curated record. The coding region runs from base 1 to 1098 and encodes 365 amino acids.
AUGCCGGAGGAGUUCUUGCAUCGCAUCUACCUGACACCUCAGAAAGAUCGUGUCGGUCUCCAUCCCUCCAUCCUCGAAAUGGAUCCCAAGGUAGCGGAAUCAGCUAACCCGUUACCGCCCCUAUCCCCGCCUAAGACCUCCGUGAAUCCAUCCGAGCCAAACGAAUACAACACCGACCCAUACAACACGAGCCGCAGCAAAGGCAGAUUCCGGUUCAAAAGCUCCUCGGGACACUCAAAACACAGCCACACCUCCAGCUCAAGUACAAGAACCCACCGAAAGCGUCACAGAAGCCGCCGCUCCAGUUCCCCAUCGAAACAUGCCAAGCGGCGGCACCACUCGAUCACCCCACCAACUCAACCCGAGCCAAACACAAACGAUGCCUUCCGCGAAUCUCUCUUCGAUGCAUUGGGCGAUGAUGAAGGCGCUGCAUACUGGGAAUCAGUCUAUGGCCAACCAAUUCACAACUACGGCAUCCCAAAUGUCCCGAAAGGCCCAGACGGCGAAUUGGAGCAGAUGUCCGACGAGGAGUACGUAUCAUACGUCCGGGCGCGAAUGUGGGAGCGUACGCGCGAAGGAAUGAUCGAAGAACAAGAACGUCUACGGGCAGAGCGGAUGAAACAGAAGAAGAAAGAGGAGAAAGGACGGAAUGCGGAGGCUGAGAGGAGAGCUUUUGAACGGGCUAUGGAUGAUUCCUUGCGGCGGGGCGCCGAGAGGAAGAAGCUUAAAGCUUGGGAUGGGGCUUGGAGGGAAUAUCUUGGGCAGUGGGAUGUUAUCGGGAAGGCUGGGAAGGAGGCUGCAAAUGAGGCGGAGGGAGAGAAGAGUUCGUCAAAGCCUUUGCGCAAUCUGCUCUUUUGGCCCGUUCGGUCUGGGAAGAGGGCUGAUGUUGAGCCUGAGGCUGUGGAGGAGUUUAUGCGCCAUGCCCCUGGACUGGAUCUGCUGAGCAUUCUCAAGGCUGAGCGGAUUCGUUGGCAUCCGGAUAAGAUUCAGCAUCGGUAUGCUGCGCUGGGCAUUGACGAUGUUGUUAUACGCAGCGUUACUGAGGUCUUCCAGAUCGUUGACCGAAUGUGGAGCGAAGAGAGGGCACGGCAGAGCUAG